This is a messenger RNA of Pieris brassicae (large cabbage white), 2292 nucleotides long. RefSeq names its product X-linked retinitis pigmentosa GTPase regulator-like. The transcript has 8 exons. The record is from RefSeq and is a predicted model, not a curated record. NCBI's taxonomy places the organism in Eukaryota, Metazoa, Arthropoda, Insecta, Lepidoptera, Pieridae. The coding region runs from base 48 to 2138 and encodes 696 amino acids.
GGUCGGUCCGGUAUGGCAGACUUUCCCGCCUGAAUCAGAUUGCCGCCAUGAUUGACGAUAUACCAGAGACCGGUGCCGUGUUUACCUUCGGCAAGUCUCACUUUGCGGACAAUGAGCCAAGCCAUUUCUUUAUCAAGAAUGAUCCAAUUGUCGCUAUUUCAUGUGGAGAUGAACACAGCGCUGUUAUAUGCCAUAAUGGCCGCGUGUUUGUUUUCGGCGCAAACGUUUGGGGUCAGUUGGGCCUUGGUCACAAAGACGAGGUGACAAGACCAAGCUGUGUGAAAUGGUUGAAACCACAUCGGACGAUGUUCGUUGCUUGUGGAAGAGCACAUACAGUUUUUGUUACUGAUACAAAUGCUAUAUACUCUGUUGGUUGUAAUGAAGAGGGUCAACUUGGUACGGGGGAUGUGGAGUCACACACUGUACCACAGUAUAUUGAACUUACAGUGGACCAAGCGAUACGACAAGUGUCAGCGGGGAGCAACCACACAGCUAUUCUUACUGACGACGGCCGAGUAUUUAUGUGUGGGUCCAACACCGAAGGUCAGCUUGGACUGGGCGAGGACACUCGGGCUUCCCUAAAGUUUACUGAACUCAAGUUCAUGGAGACAAUAGCCUUUGUUGAAUGCGGGUAUUAUCACACUGUUUUUAUUACUGCUAAAGGAGCAGUAUUUGUAACGGGGGACAAUGAAAACCAAAAGUUAGGGAUUCCAGACACAGCCUCCACAAUUUACGUACCCCAAGUACUUCCACUCAACAUAGAAAUUAAGAGCGCCUGUUGUGGUGCCAAUCACACUUUCCUACUCUCAAUGGACGAAACAAAAAUCUUGGAAUUUGGAUCGAAUGAAAAGGGGCAAUUAGGAAUGCCUAAUACAAUUGACCACGUUAAAGAGCCGGCAGAAAUUAAUAUGGAAAAAAUGUUCGACGGCUUUCAGUUGAAGUUAGUAGCUUGCGGGGCAAUGCACACUGCAUUUGUAACUGACAAUGGGUUACUAUACACAUGUGGCGAGCCGCGUCACAGUAAACUUUGUUUGGACGAAAUUGACGGUGACACCUCAAACGAUUCCCCCAAUCAAUACUCGCCGAAGCGGGUCAGUGCUAUGAAUGGCUUUGUUGUUGAUAACGUUGCUUGUGGUGGCUGUCACACGCUACUUACAGCAACCAAAGGUUCAAACGCAGACUUCACCAAUAAUGAUUUUAUUGUAAACCAAUCAAAGCCAAUAUCUAUCACAGAACUACCUCCUUUACAAAAAAUUCCAACAAUGAAAUCUGACGAAAAAAUGGACUUAGAAAAACCAACAGAGGAAACAAAUAACGAAGACAUCGGAUCUAUCGAUUCAUUAGAAGCUAAUGUUAGCGGUUCACAUAUAGUCAAUAUAAAUGAUCUUGAAACAACAAGUAUGCAUGAUGUACCGGAUUUAAAGACCGAUGAACCUGAUAACAAGGUAAUUGACGUUUCGCCCGCUAUUGAAAAUGAAAUUUCGUCUACCACUGCAUCUAUAGAGACCACAAUCGAAAAUUUAAUCGCCACUACCGACCAUAAAAGCUCAUCUAUCGAAAAGGGUAUGUCGGAAGUGGCAGAAAAGGCAGAAGAAAUAAAAGAUAAAGCAGUAAUCGAAAUAAACAGUAUGGAAGGCAAAGCUCAUGAAAAAUUCGAAAACAUUAUUCAUACUGUAAAAGAAACCACGACUCCAAAGACUCCAAUAAUACAAGACCUUUUGGAAAUACCAGACAUAUCUCACAUGAGCCCCAAUAUAAGUAAACACAGUGAUGAUCAAAAGAGCGAUGGAGAGCAGUCCGAAAAUGAAACAAUUCCUUGUGGCUCUGACAAAUCCAGCCCUCAAGCUAAAACGAAGACUCAAGCAGUUAUGCCAAUUGUACGAAAUGAAGAUCAUAUAGAUCAUGAAGACGUCGUUGUAAAUAAAAUCGAAGAAAAAGGCCGUUUUGCACGUAUGUUUCAGUCAAUUCGAGAUAAAGAAAACUCCUGCAUUGGUAAAGGGAAAGUGAUAGAAGAAACAGUUACUGAAAACGUACACAAAGGUCUCGAAACAGCAGAAGAAACUGUUCAUAAAUUAGAGGAGACUGUGGAAACUGAAAUUCGGAAUCAAACAAAUUCGCGAACUUGCAAUAUAUUGUAAUGGAUAAAUGUGAACUUAAACUUAUAAAAGUCUCUCAACUGUAACAGAUAUAUGUAUGCAUUUGUCCUGUUGUACUAUGAAACUAUGCACUUUACUACUGCAAAAUAAUCAAAUAAUCAUAUUGAAAGAAGACUACAUUGUCAAGAAAAGUUAA